AUUUGAUUAAGUAUGCUUGGAUAGUAAGUGUAGCGGCUCUGACGAAAAAAAGGGAACAAAUAUUCCACAAAAUGAUGUAGGAAAGCAGAAGACUCUGUGUUGCCGGCACAGCAACCCGUGAUGGCGUCCACCUCCGGUGGUGCGUUUCUUUGAAAAUACGGGACUCCUGCUUGUUGACGACCUAACGCAAAAAUGAUUUCCCAAACGAUGCAGCAAGUCGCUGAGCAGGCUCAGCAGGUUGCCCGCGAGCAACAGAUGCUGGAGCAGGCUAUUUUGCUUCUUUUCGGCCCACACACACCACAGAGAGCGGAAGCAGAGGCUUUCGUUUUGCAGAGGGACCUGUCGGUGUUUCCUGCAUUGUUCUCGUUGACAGCAAGCGAGCAAGUGCAGUACUACUGUCUGAUGCGGUUGGACGCGUGCGUGGAGACGUCAGUGGAAGUGCGGACACAACUCAUUGUGCCAUUCAUUUUGAACUUGCUGAACAACACUGCUGGUGGAAGUGGAACAUCAACUACAACUUCUGUCUCCGUGACCGGUGGUAACACGACACGUACUGGAGGAGGAGCUACGUCAGCCUCCUCAAGUUCCACGAGUAAUCAUGUGAACACUUCUCCAGCACAGCGUCAUCUCAUGGCGCUUCCAAGUAGUCUGAGGAAUAAAGUGGCUUACCUUUACUACAAGUGCAUCGUUCUUGACUAUUGUCGUGGGGAUGCAGCAAGAGACAACGAAGAUCAAUACUGGAGUCGAGCUUUCACGCAAAUCUUUGAUCAUGCUGCUGCUGGAUCAAGAACUUCUCAACAUGAGCAGGACCAAACUCAGGCCCGUUUGAGACAGGUCGAGUUUUUAAAUCGAGUUCUCAUGGAGCUUUCGGACAACUUGUUGAGCGAAGAAGCUUCCUUUCGUCUGAGUACUGGGGAACAGCGGCAACGAGCAUCGAAUGCCAAAGAGAGGAUAAAAGCAAGGGACUGGGCAUUUUUCCUGCAAGUGUGGACAGAAGUGCUAGCAAUGUCGACAACGCCAGCACAAAAUAAUGCGUCUAAGAAUUUGACGGCUUUGCAAGCAGAUUGUGUAGCGACUAUGAGGCAUUUUGUGCCGUGGAUGACCGCAGGGAAAGUAUGGAACAACAAUUUGGUUGGCUUGCUGAAGUCCUUGAUGUUGGACGCGGUGCAGAAAGUAAAGAGUGGGCAAUCUUCAGCAGGCGGACCACAGGGUCAUUUGAAUCAAGGCAGCCUUCAGAAUGGUUCUUUACUCCAGUCAGCCCAACAGAGUCCUGGUGCAACGAAUUUAGCAACCACGAGUGGUGGCACACAGCGGUCUCGACUCAGCGACGCUUCUCUCUCCACUACCGGCAGUGACGAACUCCAUCUGGCCACUGCUUCCGCUGCUGGCACAUUCCAAGCGCGGCUCAACAACAACCAAGCGGGUUAUAGUAUCAGUCCCUCCACUAGGCGAGGGCUCUAUCCUGCCUGCUGUGACGUCUUCGUGGCUCUGCUGGAGAGGAAAAUGAGUCCGACUGAUAAGCUGCAAGCCUUGCGAACAUUUGGAAUCACGGAAUUCUUUUUGACUGAAUUGACAAAUGCAGAACAGAUGAGUGUCAAUACUAGUAGCUGCACAGCCACUCUGCUAGAACUGUUGCAUCUUGAGAAGAAGGCGGAAGUGAUGGACAGUAUAGCAGAAACGGUUUUGGAGUGCUACGUCAGCUUGCGCAAGGAAGCCAAGACCUAUCACAAAAACAGCGGUGGAAAACGCGUGAAAAAUAAGCAUGGCAUUAGCGGAAACUCUGCUCCUGGAGGAACAGCCACUACUUCGUCCUCUUCUGCAAAUAGCACUAAUACAGCGCAUGGCAGCACAGCUCUAGGUUCACCACACGAUCAGGCUGAACAGGAAGCAUUGUUGCAGUUGAGCGAGCUUUUGCCUAGGAUCGCAGAGUUCUUCUGUCAUCCGAGGUUUUCAAUCGCAAACUCCGUCGAGGAAUUUCUCACUGAGUUUUUCAAAGAACUUUCGCACAUCAUCGUCCCAGACCAUCAGGUCCAAGACCAAGAUCUGGCGUCUUCUUCGCAGCAAGGACACCAUUUUGCCUCAACCACGGCUUUCCAACCACCGAUUCUUUUUGGUUCUGUCAGCUACGAUCCAACAAGUGGCAGUGUCACUGCGCUUACCCCAGCUUCCAAAAUGCAGCGGUUAGCGCUGACACCGACAACGCUGCGGCCCUUCUUUCAAGCUUUACUUGAUGCGUUUGUGCUGAGAUUGGCGCUUCCAAACUGGUUCUCGGUCUUAGAUGAAGAUGACAUGGACCACCAGGAAUUUCUAGAGUUCCAGAAGAAACUACACCAUUACCUACGAGUGAUCAUGCAACUUGAGGAAAAUCUCGUUUGGUCGUGGCUGAAGUCCCAAGGAGAGCGCUUGGCAGCUGUGCACAUACCGAAACUGUAUGGAAAUUCCCCUGGGGCGGGACCAGUUGUUGGCACGAGCAGCAGCGGCAUUAAUCCUAGUAACAAAGGUCCAGACAACUUUGAUGUCAGCAGAGGAGCAGGACCGAACAGUGGUUUGCUUCACACCAACAAAGACGAAAGCAAUUAUCCUUCUGCAGAAGCACACGUGGUGAGCUACUGCCAGUGGCUAGAGGAGCUGGCGGAUCUGAAGAUGAAAGAGUUGCCAAAACUGACUGGCAGCCAUCCUCUAGUUCAGGUUGUCUUUUUCAUCCUUCAACAGAGCGGUCUGCUCUCAAAUUUGGGCCAUAACCACGAUCUACUGCGUGUCGCUCUGUGCGACCUGGCGUGCAAAUAUGCGCUGGUGAUAAUUUCAACCGCAGCGAUGUCUCCUGAUCAUGGUGGAGGCGGAGGGUCUAGUACAACGGGUGGGCAGCACAAUGGAGUUGGAGACACUACGGCCAGUAACGGUCCUGCACAAGCACAAGGACAUCAUCCAGGAGCUUCUUCUAGUGCCAGUGCCUUCAAGCAACAUCAGAGUCACAACGUUGUACUUUUGCAGGUUUUGGAGUUUUUUGUCCGUAAUGGCCUGAGCUGUCCUCGCGUGCGGAAGCAAGCGGCCUUCUGUUUCUUGCGAUUCGUGAAGAGAGUUCGCAGUGCAGUUGCUUGUUGUGAGCAGACGGCUGCGCAACUGACUGAAGCUAUAGCGCAACAAAGACUGCUGCACAUCGCCGUAGUCCAACAUCCAACGAGCUCUUGCUCUAGUGGAAAUAAUGAUACCUCUGCAGAUCAUCAUGUUGAAACAUCAAUUGAAAGCCAGGAACUUCUACAACAAGAUGCGGCGGACGCGCAGGAAAAUAUCUUUGAGGCGCUUGGGAUUCUUUCUGUGAGCAUGGGAAACCAUACACGAGAUUUUUUUCAGAAAAUUCUAGAGAUUCCGGUAGCCCAACUCCAGGAGAUCUUGAGUAGCACAGCGAAUGUAGUUGGAAA
This is a messenger RNA of Amoebophrya sp. A25, 3419 nucleotides long. The record is from the annotation of a GenBank genome assembly. Lineage: Eukaryota; Dinophyceae; Syndiniales; Amoebophryaceae.